AUGGGGUUAACGAAUAAGAGUGAGGGAGAACAAGUCACACCCAACACCUCUGAUGUACCCAAUGAAUAUCCAACAGUUGGAAGAGGAAACAAUUCACAGCAGCAUACUCCAGCACGGUAGCAAACAUGAAAAACAGGCACACAGCCAUCCAGAUGUCAACUGCCUUCACGUAGGAUACCUGCAAUAUCUAUCAACAGAGCAGUCGACCUUCCUGGAGUCCUCCCAUGGCCUAUCUAGUGAGUUGUCAGCCCUUGUGAACUGACUGUUGUUCUUCAAUUUUAUCCUGAAUUUCUUCUGGUUUUUAAAGAAGCUUUCCAUGAUAGUUCCAGUUGUUUAACGUACCAUGUCAAAGAGAUCAUCUUUCAUCUCUUCACACUAUCCACCCUCCACUUCCAUCUGCCUUUCCUCCCUGCACUUCUUUUUCUUUCUUUCUUUUUUCUUUUGUACAUUUGCUUCUGA
Messenger RNA from Artibeus jamaicensis (Jamaican fruit-eating bat), 459 nucleotides. RefSeq names its product transmembrane protein 31 (gene TMEM31). NCBI's taxonomy places the organism in Eukaryota, Metazoa, Chordata, Mammalia, Chiroptera, Phyllostomidae. The transcript is spliced from 2 exons. The record is from RefSeq and is a predicted model, not a curated record.